CCGCCCGCUUCGAGCUUUCGACCCGUGCUUUCCAUGUGGGAAGAUUCGACUAGAAUCUGGAGCCGAAUCGCAUAGGUAAUACCACCGAUAAAGACUCGUAGCCAAUGCUAUCAAUGAAUUCCAUAAUUACACCGCCAGUGCGAAAACUCUCAAGCCUGCAUCGAACAAACGCUCUUCUCCAUCUCCUGCAUACCUUUGACGAUGCCCACAGAGUUCUUCUCUGAAUCCCCGUCAUUCCCUUUGCAACUACGCGACUCAAAGUUUAAUCCCGAGAACUCUGCCGACCUAGUCGAGAGUGAGGUUACUGAGGAUCAACAGGUUGACGACCACGUGCAACCUCUUAGCUCGACUUCUGCAUUCACUGCUCGGAGUUCCAUCAAUGAUAGUGCGGACUUUGACGACCCGAACCUCGACCCUUCGCGCAGCAUAGAAUUUGACGAUGAGUCGCCCUAUCCAGAGGUUCGAUCCGCUGUCGCAAACACAGACGAUCCGUCCAUACAUGCAACAACGCUUCGUACAUGGGUUAUAGGCUUAACCUGGGCAAUUAUCAUGCCUGGCGUCAACCAGUUUUUCUUCUUCCGCUAUCCCAGCGUGCCCAUUACUGGCAUAGUCGCUCAGCUACUCUCGUUUCCAAUAGGCCGCUUUUGUGCUGCCUAUCUUCCUCGAAAAAAAAUCUUGGGGAUUUCACUAAAUCCUGGUCCUUUCACUAUCAAGGAGCACGUGCUGAUAACAAUCAUGGCUUCGGUGGGCGCGACAUCUGCUUAUGCAACAGACAUUAUUGCCGUGCAAAGAGUUUUCUAUAAUCAGAAAUUCAGUUUCAGUUAUCAGUGGUUUUUGGUGAUAUCGACGCAAUUAAUUGGCUUCUCCACUGGGGGAAUUACACGACGGUUUCUUGUGUCGCCUCCAAGCAUGAUAUGGCCCGCGACUCUCGUCAGUUGCGCACUCUUUAAUACUCUUCACUCCGAGCAGUAUGCGGGUAUUGGACGAUUAGGCGGCUUAAGCCGAGAACGCUUCUUCGUCUAUGUUUUCACAAGCGCAUUCUUGUGGUACUUCUUCCCUGGUUAUUUGUUCCAGGCCCUUUCGUGGUUUUCUUGGGUAACAUGGAUUUGGCCUGACGAUCCUGUCGUUUCACAGCUCUUUGGCUACGUCCACGGCAUGGGAAUGUCCGUGGUAACAUUCGACUGGGCCCAAAUUGCAUACAAUGGGUCACCACUAGCCGUGCCUUGGUGGGCAACGGCGAACGUUAUUAUUGGCUUUGUAGUUUUCUAUUGGAUAAUAACACCUAUAUUAUACUUUAAAAAUACCUGGUAUUCUCUAUACAUGCCUAUUUCGUCAAGGACCUCCUUCGACAACACACAGAACACAUACAAUGUCGCUCGGAUAUUGACUUCAGAAAGCACUUUCAACGCGACAGCAUACCAGGAGUACAGUCCAAUAUUUAUUCCAACGGCGUUCGUGAUGUCUUACAGUCUCUCGUUUGCCUCCAUUACGGCGACUAUCGUCCAUUGCUUUAUUCAUUUUCGGAAGCAAAUUUGGUAUCAAGCGCGACGGUCACUGGAGGAACAAGCAGACAUUCAUGCUCGCCUUAUGAGUCGAUACCCACAAGUUCCCGAAUGGUGGUACAUGUCCUUAUUCGCUUUCAUGUUUGCAUUGGGUGUCGUCAGCAUCGAGAUUUGGCCUACAGAGAUGCCAGUUUGGGCUUUUGUCAUAGCGCUCUUGAUCGCAUUUACCUAUGUGAUUCCAUGCGGUAUGAUACAGGCAAUCACCAAUCAGCAAAUUGGGUUGAACGUAAUUACAGAGCUGAUCAUCGGAUAUUCGCUACCUGGCAAACCGGUAGCAAUGAUGCUGUUCAAGACCUUCGGCUAUAUUACUAUGUAUCAAGCCCUGACAUUUACGUCCGACUUCAAACUCGGUCACUACAUGAAAAUCCCUCCUCGAAAAAUGUUCUGGUGCCAGAUUGUGGCUGCGAUAGUCGCUGGAACCACGCAAUUGGGCGUUCAAUCGUGGAUGUUCUCUACCAUACCAGACAUAUGUAGUAGCACUCAAAAAGACGGUUUUACCUGUCCUAACACGGAAGUAUUUGGCACUGCAUCCAUCUUCUGGGGUGUAAUCGGCCCACAACGUUUGUUUAGUUCCGGGCAAUUAUAUCAGUCCGUAUUAGUAUUCUUCAUCAUAGGAGCAGUGAGCCCUAUCAUAGGUUGGCUGGCGAUGAAGCGGUAUCCAAACAGUUUUAUACGAUACAUGAACCCACUAAUAUUUAACGGUACCAACAAGAUCCCCCCAGCUUCUGCGCUCAAUUAUGUACCGUGGGCGCUUGUAGGUUUCAUCUUCCAGUAUGUUAUACGAAGGCGCAAUUUUGCAUGGUGGACAAAAUACAAUUAUGUCUUGUCUGCGGCGCUGGAUGCUGGGCUAGCUGUUUCUGUAAUCUUCAUAUUUUUCGUAUUGCAAUAUCCGGCAAAUGGGUCGAUUGGGGAGAGCUUGCAACGUUGGUGGGGUAACACGGUAUUUGAUAAAACUGCUGAUGGUAUGGGUACUCCGGUUCGCCAGCUACAGGGCUCAGAAACAUUCGGGUACGUUGACUUGUCAACUGAUCACUUCUGUUUCGUUGAUGAGCAAACUCAGCCCCAGUAUGGGAUCUUGGUAGCCAUUGUAUCUUCCGUGCUUUAAAUGUAGACUUAUCUUGUUGUAUUGGUAUAACAUGGACUUGUACUGCGUUCCUGCAUAAUGACACAUCGUUGCAACUAUCGCCUUCAGCGGGCGGGUGAUUUAUGCGAGGGUAUUAUGAACGUUCAUCAUUGUCAUAAGAUGCGUUAAGGUAGAUCGUCUGCGGC
Suillus subaureus is the source of this 2831-nucleotide messenger RNA. Its product is annotated as OPT oligopeptide transporter protein-domain-containing protein. Gene Ontology annotation, biological process: transmembrane transport. The coding region runs from base 202 to 2667 and encodes 821 amino acids. Gene Ontology annotation, molecular function: oligopeptide transmembrane transporter activity. The record is from RefSeq and is a predicted model, not a curated record. The transcript has 35 exons. Lineage: Eukaryota; Fungi; Basidiomycota; Agaricomycetes; Boletales; Suillaceae.